CUGAGGGGCGGGGCUACAGGCGGGGAGGGAGAGGAGGCGAAAGUCCCAGAAGGACUCGUUCGUGUCUCCGGUCGGGUGUCGGUAGUACAUUUAAUACAUUGAAAAAAGCCUUGAAGAAGGCCAGGGAACCAGGCUAUUCCCACACCACCGUUAGCCUUUAAGUAACGGUCCAGAAGAAGCUUUUUUUUUUUUUUUUUUUCCUCCCCCCUUCUGAACAAACUUCACUAUUUUCCUCACUGUCUCUGUGGUCGGGUGGGUCGAAAGCUAAGGCUUAGUCAAGCUUCACCCAUUCCGAUACUCGCCCUCCUCCACUUGAGUUUCUUUCAGUCUUCGCGAGGAGGAGAGCCGAACCUAGUUGUUCGCGGGGAACACAGACAGAGAAGUUUGGCCACCAUGUUCAGCUGGUCCAACAAGGAGGGGAAGAAGAAAGACCCCGAGCUCUUCCAGACGGUGUCGGACGGUCUCAAACGGCUCUACCGGACCAAGCUGUACCCGCUCGAGGACACGUACCGCUUCCACGAAUUCCACUCGCCCGCCCUGGAGGACGCCGACUUCGACAACAAGCCCAUGGUGCUGCUCGUGGGUCAGUACUCGACCGGGAAGACCACGUUCAUCCGCCACAUCAUGGAGCAGGACUUCCCGGGCAUGCGGAUCGGCCCCGAGCCCACCACCGACUCCUUCAUCGCCGUCAUGCACGGGGAGCAGGAGGGCAUCGUGCCGGGGAACGCCCUGGUGGUGGACCCCAAGAAGCCCUUCCGCAAGCUGAACGCUUUCGGCAACGCGUUCCUCAACAGGUUCAUGUGUGCCCAGAUGCCCAACCCUGUGCUGGAGAGCAUCAGCAUUAUCGACACCCCAGGCAUCUUGUCCGGAGAGAAACAGAGGAUCAGCAGAGGCUAUGAUUUUGCAGCAGUGCUCGAGUGGUUCGCAGAGCGGGUGGACCGCAUCAUCCUGCUCUUCGAUGCCCACAAGCUGGACAUUUCAGAUGAGUUUUCUGAGGUCAUCCGGGCUCUGAAGAAUCACGAGGACAAGAUGCGUGUGGUGCUGAACAAAGCUGACCAAAUCGGAACCCAGCAGCUAAUGCGGGUCUACGGUGCCCUCAUGUGGUCACUGGGCAAGAUCAUCAACACACCUGAGGUGGUAAGGGUGUACAUUGGCUCCUUCUGGGCCCAGCCACUCCUUGUGCCGGACAACCGCAAACUUUUUGAAGCAGAGGAGCAGGACCUAUUCCGAGACAUCCAGAGCUUGCCCCGCAAUGCUGCCCUGCGCAAGCUCAAUGACCUCAUCAAGCGUGCCCGCCUAGCCAAGGUUCAUGCUUACAUCAUCAGCUCCCUGAAGAAGGAAAUGCCUAGUGUGUUUGGCAAAGAAAACAAGAAGAAAGAACUGAUUAACAAUCUUGGUGAGAUCUAUCUGAAAAUAGAGAAAGAGCAUCAGAUCUCUCCAGGGGACUUUCCAAAACUCAAUAAGAUGCAGGAGCUUCUUGCAGGUCAAGAUUUCACCAAGUUCCCAGCUAUAAAGCCCAAGCUCCUGGAAGCUGUGGAGAGUAUGCUGGCCAAUGACAUUGCCAAGCUGAUGACAAUGGUUCGCCAAGAAGAGGCUGCUAUGCCCAGCCAGGCAGUGAAGGGUGGCGCCUUUGAGGGCACUGCAAACGGCCCCUUUGGCCACGGCUAUGGUGAGGGUGCCGGCGAGGGCAUCGAUGAGUUAGAGUGGGUAGUGGCACGCGACAAGCCCAAAUACGAUGAGAUUUUCUACACAUUGUCGCCUGUCAAUGGCAAGGUGUCAGGUGCCAUGGCUAAGAAGGAAAUGGUCAAGUCCAAACUGCCCAACACAGUGCUGGGCAAGAUCUGGAAGCUGGCUGAUGUGGACAAGGAUGGCUUCCUGGAUGAUGAAGAGUUUGCCCUGGCCAACCACCUGAUAAAGGUGAAGCUGGAGGGCCAUGAACUGCCUGCUGAACUGCCUGAUCACCUUGUGCCACCGUCAAAGCGUGGCCAGCAAUUGUAGACCAGGGCAGGGUUUGAGUAGUGGGGUUUGGUGUUGGGCUUGGAUCAGUAUGGGAAAGCACACAAAUCUAAUGCGGUUCACCCCAUUCUCCUACAAUGUUUGAUGAAUGUGAAUAAAGCUCAAUGUUCCUUUAAAACAAAAAAUAAACUUUAU
Molecule: messenger RNA, 2151 nt
Organism: Scleropages formosus (Asian bonytongue)
Lineage: Eukaryota; Metazoa; Chordata; Actinopteri; Osteoglossiformes; Osteoglossidae
Gene: ehd1a
Product: EH-domain containing 1a
Exons: 5
Coding region: 394-1998 (534 amino acids)
Biological process (GO): endosomal transport; endocytosis
Cellular component (GO): plasma membrane; cytoplasm
Molecular function (GO): GTP binding; calcium ion binding; protein binding
Source: RefSeq, a predicted model, not a curated record